AUUGCAAUACCACUUUAUUUUGAAGUUCUCAUCAUCUCUACUCUCUCUCUCUCUCUUUCAUGGAGCCCUUUUGCUUGAGAUUCAUUCUCACUCUGGUGGUAGUAUGUUCAGUUAAUUCAGUCCCAAACACUGUCUUAGCCAAUAACCCAUGUGAUUUUCCGGCGAUAUUCAACUUCGGCGACUCAAAUUCCGACACCGGCGGCUUGUCUGCCGCAUUCGGCCAGGCCGGGCCACCUAAUGGCGAGUCAUUUUUCCAUGGCCCCGCCGGACGUUACUCUGAUGGACGUCUAGUAGUUGAUUUUAUAGCGGAGAGCUUGGGCCUACCAUAUCUGAGUGCCUAUCUUGACUCGGUGGGCUCCAACUUCACUCAUGGGGCCAACUUUGCCACUGCCGGAUCCACCAUCAGGCCCCAAAACACAACCCUUCAUCAGAGUGGUUUUAGCCCAAUCUCAUUGAAUGUUCAAUAUUAUGAGUACAAUGAUUUCCAACAUAGGUCUCAAAUCUUUCGUAGCAAAGGAGGAGUUUUCAAGGGACUUUUACCAAAGGGUGAAGAUUUUUCUGGCGCUUUGUACACGUUUGAUAUUGGGCAGAAUGAUCUAACGGCUGGUUAUUUUCUUAACAUGACUACGGAUCAAGUUAGAGCUUAUGUUCCUGAUGUAUUGGAUCAAUUCAAAACCAUAAUAAAGUAUAUAUAUGAUCAUGGAGGUAGAUCAUAUUGGAUACACAAUACGGGUCCUGUUGGGUGUUUACCAUAUGUGUUGGAUCGUUUGCUGAUCACAACUGGUCAAGUUGACAAGUUUGGAUGUGCGAGUCCAUUCAACGAGGUGGCCCAAUAUUUCAACCGUAGAUUGAAGGAAGCUGUGGUCCAACUUCGAAAGGAUCUUCCAUUAGCUGCAAUUACAUACGUUGACGUCUAUUCAGUAAAAUAUGAACUCAUUAGUCAAGCAAAGAAGCACGGAUUUGAGCACCCACUGAGAGCUUGCUGUGGUCAUGGUGGAAAAUACAACUACAACAUGCAUAUUGGAUGUGGAGGAAAGAUUAGAGUGAAAGGGAAAGAAGUGUUAGUGGCCAAGUCAUGCAAAGACCCUUCUGUUGCAAUCAGUUGGGAUGGGGUUCACUUCACAGAGGCAGCUAACAAAUGGGUUUUUGAUCAGAUUGAGGAUGGUUCUUUUUCAGACCCUCCUAUUCCUUUGAAAAUGGCAUGCCAUAGGCACCAUAAACAUUGAGCUAGUAAGGAAAAUGAUUGUGAGGCCCUCCGGUUACUUAAAGUGAUUUGUCUGACCAGUUAUUUUUGACUGAUCGUGUAUAUAAAAAUAUAAGGAAGUGAAAUCCUUUACUUUCUUAUAUUUGGUAAGGAUGACCAAUCAAAACUUGUAUAGGUCACAUAAUUCACUUUGAGAAUUCGGCCCAAAUAUUACUAUUGAGCUAGUAGACAUGCAUGUCCUUAAUAGAUAUACAUGCAAUUUAUUAAUGGUACUAAUGCCAUGUUCUCAAUUGUUUUGUUGUUAA
Molecule: messenger RNA, 1509 nt
Organism: Cornus florida
Lineage: Eukaryota; Viridiplantae; Streptophyta; Magnoliopsida; Cornales; Cornaceae
Product: GDSL esterase/lipase At3g26430-like
Exons: 5
Coding region: 60-1226 (388 amino acids)
Molecular function (GO): hydrolase activity, acting on ester bonds
Source: RefSeq, a predicted model, not a curated record